Molecule: messenger RNA, 1594 nt
Organism: Penicillium vulpinum
Lineage: Eukaryota; Fungi; Ascomycota; Eurotiomycetes; Eurotiales; Aspergillaceae
Exons: 3
Coding region: 77-1594 (505 amino acids)
Source: RefSeq, a predicted model, not a curated record
CGGAAUACUUCCAACUCCAAACCACCCAUCAACCAACAUCUCUGCCGGUACCAUCCCUCCCUCUUCAGCUCGUGUUAUGGUGUGCCCUUCCAUCAGAAACCUUGAGGAUUGGCUAAAGGACUUGUCGCGAUGGCGCGAAAGGUGCCACAUGUGGAUUCACCAGGAGUGGGAGAACAUGUGCAACGACCCAGUUGCAUGGAAAGAAGGCGAUAUGCCUGGAUCCAACGCAGGCAUCGUGUCAAGCUACAAAGACCUCGCCUCUCUCCGUAAUUGGAGAAUUAUGAAUCCUCCCGAUAACUUCACUGUCGGUGCACAGGGUGAUAGUAUAGAGGUCGGCCAGCUCCAGUGGAGGCCCAAGAACGUCCGCCUGUCAGAUGCAGGUGUCAUUUAUGCCUUUUUGACAUUACCCGCGGAUUAUCGAAUCCAUUACCUGACCUACGAUUUUGAUCACCAAGCACAUGUACGCAAAGAACGAGUUCUUAAAGCACCCACCGUUACCUGCUACCAGAAUAACCUGCGGACGCUUGUCACAUGUAAAGGCGUCUAUGUCUUCACAGGGGGUUAUAAUGAUGCUGGAUGGUUGCUAGCCGACGAUUACCCAAACAACCUACCAUUCUUCCAGGCUGGUCUGGUGGUUGCACCAUCUCAUGUAAAGACCUUUGAUACCCUUAAUGUUCAGUUGGCCAAAUACGAACCAAGAAAUUCCUUCCUCCGCGAGCCUGGUUUUACGGAAAAUGCAUGGAAGCGUGGCGAUCGCGACAAUUCAACAGGACCAAUGGCCUUCCAGAGUCUAGAAGAACAAUUUGUCGAAAGAUAUAUAGAGUUCAAAUGGCAACCCAGUGAUUUUAUCAACUUUGGGCAUAUUCCGAUUCGCACAAAAAUCAUUGAAAGCAACAAGACAGAAGCCGUUACUACGCGCCAGAAGCGCAAAAGGACAGAGAGCGGCAAUGAAUCUCGAGAGUCUUUCCCAUGCUCAUCGCAAUUAUCAGCGUCUGGGACUGAAGUGAUAACUGAGAGAAAGCUGGACAGGCCAGUUGACAAUUCUGAUGACUAUAUUUCUUUCAAAACACUUUGGGCUGAGCUAGCAGCCAUUGAAUCAUCUCCCAAAUACAUGGAGCUAUUUGCAACAGUCAGUAUGAUGGAAAACAUGUAUCAGAUCUGGCGUCACAACCGUAUGGCUGUUAGGAUGGUCCAACACAAUGCCUCACCAUCUGAUGCCACUCUUGUCCUUGACUUGAUGCAAACUCUAAGCCCAAGGCUUAUUUUUUUGAUUAUGGGUGUCGACAAAGACACUGGUCGCAUUGCUCUUGAAAAUGCUUUUAACUACAACUCUGCCAUGAUCUCGUUUAAACAGCAGGUUGAUCUCCUUGAGGAGGGCGUUGUUAAACAUGCCUACAUGAACUGUUACUCCUACUUCUGGGAACUCGCCACCCCCAAAAUUGAGAUCCGACAACCAUUUAUCAAGUUGGAACGAGAAGAGGGAAGCGACAGUGGUCUUCGCAGCCAAGACCCUCGGCAGUGCACCGAGAUCCAAGGGAUGAACUUUCGGCCGUCGCAGGCAAGUUUCCCCCAUUUCAUGCAGCAAGGAUUGUGA